Messenger RNA from Closterium sp. Yama58-4, 1194 nucleotides. The record is from the annotation of a GenBank genome assembly. Lineage: Eukaryota; Viridiplantae; Streptophyta; Zygnematophyceae; Desmidiales; Closteriaceae.
AUGAUACGCGAACUGGGCAGACCGACGGCCCCUGUAGUGCCCACGGUUGAUCAGCUGCCCCCUCCUCUGGAUCUUCAUCCUCAUCCGCCUCCGCCCGCUGGUCCGCCUGCGAAUGUGCUCCCAGCCUCCUCUCGUGAGCCGGCAGUGUUCCCGCGGUCCCUUCCGCAUCCCCAUGAGUUCCUGCCUCAGCCGCUCCCUCUUGCGCCGCCAGAACCACCAAUGGUGGUGCGACUUCCUCCCCACGCGGUCCCGGGGGUGUGGCGCGUCCCCCCGACUGGAGGGGCUACUGUGUUCCAACCGCUAGUGGAGCCGGGGAUUGGCGCGCGGGGCGAGCCGCCUGCGGUGGGGCCGCCCCAGGGAGUUGCGCCUCCUCCACAGGUACCUCCAGCCAAUCCACACGACCACCCAGCGAGGGGGGAGGCAGCAGCAGUGGCGACAGCGGCGGGGGAAGGGGUGUCCACUGAGCCCCGGUCGCGGUGCUCCCCCGCGCGGCGCCGCCCUGGUGGGUUGCGGGUGGGCGGCCGCAUUGUGUUGGAUCGGUUGUCCCGUCGUGGCGCAGGGGCUCCCCGCGCGCUGGAGGUUGAGACGCAACUGCUUGUGCGCCUGUGGCAUAUGCGCACCUACUAUGCAGUUGUGGGAGCGCUGCUGGAGAAUGCUGCCGUGUCGCUGAGCCGCGUGCCUCUGGCGGCGUGCACGAUGGGCCAUGCGCAGUUGAUGGCCAGUCGGGACGGUGCGUGGCUCCUCCGCCAUGAGAUGGAGAUCGCUGAGGAAGAGCCCGUGGGGGAGCCCUUGUCGGCAGCGGAGGCGGACGCCGAGAUGGAAGCCUCCUCUGCUGCUGCUGUCUCGGAUGCUCUUAUCGUGGUGCCGCACUUGAGAGCUCUGCUCAGGCAUGCUUCGGAGCAGCAGGAGGUGCUCUUCACACUCAUCAAGGAGCUUUCAGACGCACAUCCAGAGAUUAAGAAUCCAGAGCAAUCAGCAGCGCUGCUGGGAGGCAUCCAGGUGGAACUGCCAUCCGAGAGGGAGUGCGAGCUGAUGCAGAAGAUAGCGGAGAUGAGGUGCAAGGUGGCCACGCUGGUGGAUAACGUCAUCACCUACCGCAAGCGCAACGCACAGUUAGAGAAGCAGGUGGCGGCAUUUCAGCAACGGAAGGAGGAGAGAGAAAGGCAGGGCGUGGUGCUGAGGCGAGGGAGGUGA